AUUCUGAAUACGUUUAGACUUUCAUUAAAACUAUUAUUUAUCAAAAGCAGGUCAGGCCAAAGGCUGUAUAAGACACCAAGACACCUAAAAUCCGCGCCGUUUUGAUAAAUACCCAUUUUCGGGUAUUGCCUCACUUUCAAUAUGUCAUCAGACGACGAUCCGUUUGAAGAGGUACUCAACCUCGAAGAGAAGUAUUAUAAAGAAGGUUAUGACGAAGGCUACAAAGAUGGAGCCGAAGCCGGUCGCAUCGAAGGCCGUUCCGUCGGCAUGAAGCAAGGAUUCGAGAAAUUUGUAGAGGCAGGUCGUUUACAAGCCAGAGCUACAAUCUGGGCAAACCGAAUACCAAACUUGCGGAGACAAUCCACACUCUACGGCGACUCACAAAACACACAAAAGGACUCGCAAAACACACAACAAGACUUACAGAAACAAGCAUCACCUCAAGAGCCCUCAUCUAAUUCUCAGGGAGAGAAGAAACCCGAACCUGAAUCUGAAGCUGAUGCUGAAUCCGAAUUGCCAAAGACUUUACCUCUUCUUAACAGCAAUACGCGACUAGAGAAAAACGUCCUAAUGCUCUAUGGGCUAAUGGAGCCCGGAACAUUGUCAACGACGAACGACGACGAGUCCGUCAAUGAUUUCGACAGUCGGAUGAAGGCGGCUCAAGGCAGAGCGAAGAUGAUCGAGCGCGCUAUUGGUGAAGGAACCAAGAAAGGGUCGGCAGAGAGAUUCCGGCCGAGUCAACCAAUUCAGAAGAAUGAGAACAUCGAGGAUAUUGGUCAGAUAUCUCGGCGGACAGAGGGAGAGGGGAAAGGCUAAUUGUCGUAUACCUCUACCUCAGGAGAUGGAAUUAGCAAGCGAUAUCCCCAUGUAGAUUAUGUAACUUUGUCAAUCGUCUUAGUACGUCACUAAGAACCGAAGAAGUGCUCUACUGAAGCAUUCUAAGCAUUCCCGGCUAAAAUGUGAAUCAAGUCGAUCAAUGCAUUCAA
Molecule: messenger RNA, 986 nt
Organism: Annulohypoxylon maeteangense
Lineage: Eukaryota; Fungi; Ascomycota; Sordariomycetes; Xylariales; Hypoxylaceae
Product: DUF1715-domain-containing protein
Exons: 1
Coding region: 142-816 (224 amino acids)
Source: RefSeq, a predicted model, not a curated record